AAAUGGCGUUCUUUGUGUUGUGACGUUUUUAUUUUGUAAUUAUUGUUUUCAUUAUUAUUGUACUUGUACAGGUGCAAUUAAAUGAAUAAUAUUAAAUGUUAUUUUUGCGUGCACCACGCCAAACUAUUCUGUUGUCCGCACAAUUUUUUUUUGUGUCAUGACUGAUUCCCCACUCUCUACGGGACUGGACACAUCUGGACAGCAACUGAUAGAAAAGUGGGCGCAUCCACAGAAAUCAAAGUGCAAGAAUUUACUGAAAAACGGAUUUAAGUUAAAUUUAAUACGGAAUGGGGGAUAUAAGUCCGUUUUGUCGAAGAGCAGUGAAGAUUUGUCCAGUCAUAAGUUACUAGAACAAGGUGAACCUGUUCAAAAAAGUUAUAAAGAAUGUAGUAGUCCAAAGACACCAAAGGGGUCUCCUUUGGGAUCACCUACGAGCGAAACAUGGUUUAAUACAUGGCCCGAAAGAUAUGAUAAGCUAAAAAGUGUAGACUCAAGUCCAGAAAGAACAAAGCUGCCAGUAGCAGACAACCAAAAUACUCAAACUGAAACCUCAAGUAUAGAAUCGAAUGUUGCAAAUAAACAAUUCACAUUAAAUGAAGCACUGAAAAACAUAUCAUUAGCUUAUAGUCCUGUAACAAAAAAACUGCAUCUUGUAGAAAAUAUAAAGGUAACAGACAAAAAUAUUGAAGAAGAAUCUCAUCUGUCCCAUGACAAUAAUUUAAAGCAUAAGUUGAGUAAUGGUGAUGCAUUUAAGGAUAAUAUAGAUCCAUCGAAAAAAUAUGGCCACAGAAGGAUACAGGAUGGUUCAUUUUCAAGUACCAUAUCAACCCUAAGUGAGCCAUCAACAUCAGGAAGUCUUAUCGGCAGUGAAGAUAGAUCUUUGUCAAAUUUUGAAGAAGACAAUGACUGCCCUCAAGAAAAAACUAGGAAAAAGAGUUUGACUCAAUUUUUUUCCAAGAAUGUAUUUUCAUGGAAAUCCAAUGGCACAGAAGUAGGCAGCAGUGUAUGGAAAUUUUUUGGCAAAAGCUCUGUCCCAUGUAAUAAUUCACCAGUCCAUUCAGUUGCCAGCUCAUCCGCCCUCAUCCAAUUAAAACGUCCAUCGUCUUUGCCAGCAAAAACUUUUGAGGAAGAACAGAAACACGCUCAAGAGUACAACGAGAUUUUAGCCGCGGCUAAACGAAAAGAAGCGAAAAGUAGUGCCGCAAAAGAAAAACAGAAAAAGAUGCAACUUCAGAUGGAGGAGCAACAAGCGAAUUCGGCCAAGCAUUUUUCUCAGCAGGUCAUACCUAAUUGGAUACAAAUGGAGAAGAACAAAAAAACUCAGGAGUUAUGGUGGCAAGGUCUUCCAUCGAGCGUUAGAGGAAAAGUAUGGAGAUUAGCUAUAGGAAAUGAUUUGAACAUCACUCCGCAAUUAUACGAAAUCUGUUUAACAAGAGCUCAAAAUAGAUUGAACAGUCCUGAACCACCCCCUUGUGAAUAUGAAAUUGACCAAGAAAGUAGCAUGGACGGAAUAGAAUUGGACAUUUCGAGAACAUUUCCUAAUUUAUGUAUAUUUCAGCAGGGAGGACCUUAUUCAGAUGUUUUACAUUCAUUAUUGGCUGCUUAUGUUUGUUUUAGACCGGAUGUCGGAUAUGUCCAGGGAAUGUCCUAUAUAGCGGCCAUUCUCAUUCUCAACAUGGAACCAUUAGACGCGUUCGUGUGUUUCGCGAAUUUGCUCAAUCAACCUUUACACUUGGCCGCGUUCACGCUCAACCAGACCCAAAUGAACGCUUAUUAUAACGCCUACAAUCGGGUCUUUAACAGCAAUUUGCCCAAAUUAUAUGGACAUUUUCAAAGGGCCGGCUUAACGCCAGAUUUAUAUUUGCACGAUUGGAUUUAUACAUUGUAUGCUAAAGCUGUGCCUCUGGACGUUGCCUGUAGGAUAUGGGAUAUUUAUUUGAGAGAUGGUUUUGAAUUUGUUUUUCGGACCGCCAUAGGAAUUCUUCAUUUGUACCAACCGAUACUACUUACGAUGGACUUCCUGCACGGCGCUCAAUUUCUUACAAAACUCCCAGAAGACAUUUCUUCUGAACAACUAUUUAAAAGUAUCCAAUAUGUGACCACCAACGUCGGUAAAACCACUUUUAGUGAAAUAGUGGAAAAGUGUGGAGCACAACAAUCCAUGACUGAUUUGUAUAGGUAGUUAUAGAUUUGAUUAGAAUAAGUGUAAAUAAAUUUAUUUUUUUGGCUAGGUCCACUUUUGUGAAAUAUUUUAUAUUUUAGGAAUGUAUUCUAAAAACACUUAUUUAUUUAUAUAUACUUGCCUGUUUUUAAUAUUUCAUUUCAAUUACUAACAAAAAAAACUUUAACAAGUAUCUACUUAGAUAUUUAAAGUUUUUCCGUCCUAUUAUUAAUCUAUGUAGAAUCUCGUGUUAGGUGCAAUUUAUACAUGCAUAGAUGACAUUUAAAGUGCUCGUCCUAUUAUUUACAUUCUUGAUGAACUCUAUAUAGUUUUCUUUAUUUUAAAAGCUUUUUGCCUAUCAUAUAUUUUAUUUCAUUUUAGUUUUAUAUCUGUCCUUAAGCGAAUAUAAAUUGUGAUAUUUACUUGCAAACUAUAAAAGUUAGUUACUAGGUAUUUUAUUUUAGAUAAAAAGGAAUUUUUGAUACAGUGUAAUCUAAAUUCUCAUUUGAUAAUCCUGCUUAAAAUUAAGAUUAUUUAUGUUGGGUCUACAACACUCAAGGAAAUUAUUUAAUUAUUAGUUUUUGUUUAAGGUGGUAUUUUUUAAUAAAGCAUAUUUUAUUUAUACA
This is a messenger RNA of Anthonomus grandis grandis, 2787 nucleotides long. RefSeq names its product TBC1 domain family member 12-like. The transcript is spliced from 9 exons. Bases 158 to 2182 code for a protein of 674 amino acids. Lineage: Eukaryota; Metazoa; Arthropoda; Insecta; Coleoptera; Curculionidae. The record is from RefSeq and is a predicted model, not a curated record.